AUGAUACAAAGUAUCAUCUUGAUUUCAGAUUUUUUAAUGAGAAGACUUUUACAUUGUGCUCGUUACUUGAAAAAAGCUCACAAAAUACAAGCUCAAAAAUUAGAAGCAAAUAAAAAUGAUAAAAAACAAAAAAUCAAUGAAAUUAUAAAUGAGAUGGAUGAACCAAAAUUAGAUAAUGUAUUAGAGCAAAUAACAAAACUGAAUAAUUCAGAAAUAACAAAAGAAUGGUGUACUCUUUAUACAACAAUUGAUGAAUUGUCAGAAAUGGAAGUUAAGUCAACCAAUCACUUUUUAAAUAAAAUGCGCUAUCCAAAAGGCAAAAAUCAAGCUGAUGAAUCAACAAGAGGUUCUGCAAAAGUCUUUAUAAUUUGUUUUAUGUAUUGGAAUGAAACAAAGAAUUUGCCAGAUGUGUCAUUGGUUGAAAUGAAGGAUUUGAUUACUUAUGAUACAAAAACAGUUGCUCAAACAAUUAUAGAUACUUGUAACAAAUAUUCCAUUAAUACAAGAAUAUGUCAAACAUUUCUUUCAGAUAAUACAAAUUAUAUGACAGGAAAAAAUAAUGGUGCAGUUAAACUUUAUGCUAAAAUAACAAAAAAUCAAUGCUUUCGAAUUCCUUAUAGUCUUCAUGUUGCUUAUAUUAUUCUUACUACUUUUGAAGAUAUUGCAUUUGGAAAAUUGACAACUAUUAUAGAAUUCAGUAAACAAUCUCAUCCAUUUAAUUUGCUCUAUCUGGUAUGGAAACUUCAUAAUGGAUAUGAUAAGACUAAUAAAGAUAAUCCAUUAGAAAUGAAAGCUGAAAUAAUCUAUGAUCUUUAUAAAACACUUCUUAAUUUUGAUAUGAAUCAAUAUCAAAAACUAAUGCGGUCACGUUGGUUAUAUGAAGUAAAGACAGCUAUACAGUUUCUUGAAC
Molecule: messenger RNA, 910 nt
Organism: Funneliformis caledonium
Lineage: Eukaryota; Fungi; Glomeromycota; Glomeromycetes; Glomerales; Glomeraceae
Source: the annotation of a GenBank genome assembly